This is a messenger RNA of Hippocampus comes (tiger tail seahorse), 1438 nucleotides long. RefSeq names its product ladinin (gene lad1). The transcript has 12 exons. Gene Ontology annotation, molecular function: structural molecule activity. Lineage: Eukaryota; Metazoa; Chordata; Actinopteri; Syngnathiformes; Syngnathidae. The record is from RefSeq and is a predicted model, not a curated record. The coding region runs from base 145 to 1329 and encodes 394 amino acids.
GCUCACCUUUGUGGUUAUGUGACACCUCAGUGAACAGGGUAAAGGUGGAUUGUUUAGUGCUGCGAACUGGCCACCGCCCUCCAAGUGCCUGUCAGUUGCAUUUCAGUCGGAAUCAAGUACGCCGGGACGCAUUAUUCAUCCAGAAUGUCCGUCAGCCGGAGAAACUGGUCCACUUUGUCCAGUUUGGCGCGCCAGUGGACAAUGGAGGAUGAGGAGGAGGUGGAGAGGGAGAGGAGGAGGAGGGUGAAGAGCUCAAGCGGCGCCUGUGACUCCGAGGGCGACUUUAGCGCGGAACCCGUUGACACGCCCACAAGCAACCAGGUGUCCGACCCCCCACCUGAAACCACGCCGGGCUCUAGCAGUGCGGAGCAGAUGCAGCUGGACUUUAUGGAGAUACUGCGUGUCCGGGAUGAGAAGCGAAGGUUGAGGCACAUGGAGUCACUGAGGCGCCAGAAGGUGGUGAGAGAGGAUGUCGAAGAGUCUGGCGGAGAAGGAGGAUUGAGGGAGGAGCUAACCGUGCAGCAGCACAAACUCAUAAGCAAAUCACAGCAGCCACAAAAAGUGACACCUUGCCCUCCCAAGGACAUCAACAUCCACACAAACGGACAGCAAGAAAAUGGAGUAUCGUCAGAGAAAGACCCCGUUUCCAGGCAACCAUCCAACCCAACACACAAGUUUGUCAGUUCUGUCUCUAUCUCUCUCAACAAGAGCCCCUCUGCUAGCGGGCACACAACUCCCGUGAGCCCCCUCUCGCCAAUGACCCCCAGGUCACCUCAAGAACAAUGGCCCUCACCUUGCAGUAGCCCCUCCCCUCGAGGGCCAAGAAGCCCCAUUCCCAAUGGACACGCGCCACAGACCGUCGUGAUGUGCUCUUCGACCAACAACAACCCAGAGGAGCCGAGUAAACCUAUUUUCAUCAGAAAGAGCUCCCGGACAAUUUCUUUUCGGAUGAUGAGGAAGAAAGAGGAAGAGAGUUCGCCAUUGCAAAGGAGUGCAAGCGUCAGGGUGGCCUCCAAAAAGUUUGAAUCCAACAAGAAUGAAGCCCUCAACGAGGACAAAGCAGCACCUUUCCAGAGGAAUUCCGUGCAACGAGUCUCAUCUCGAUCCAUCCAGGAGAAGAUGGAAAGACUUGCCCAGGCUGCUCAAAAAUCGGAAACGGGUCGAUCUCCCGACGUGAGCCAGCGUGCCUUGUACCUGCUCGACGAGGUGUCCAGGAAGAGGGGCCUAUUUGAGAAGGAGCCGCAAGCAGCCAGCCAAAUAAGGCCUUCCAAGCAUGACUUCAAACAUGUGGACAUCAACAGCAAGAGGAGUUUGUUUGAGAAGCCAUGAAAAUGUCACAAACGUCAAACGAGGAAGAAUCUACAAGUGAAAGAUUAUUUCGUCAUAUUAAUUUGACCUUGUUGAAUCUUUGUAAAUAUGGGAAAUUUAAUCAUUUGAA